AUGCUGCUGCUGCUUCUGCUGGCCCAGCUGUGGGCAGGGUCCCUGGCGCAGAAGCCUCAGAAGGCCCACAUGGUGGAGCUGGUGGAGGUUCAGGAGGGGCUGUGUGGCCUGGUGGUCUGCUCCUUCAGGGUCACCAAGGCCAGUCUGAUCAACUCCAAGACUCACCAGUACUGGUACCGCAGGAACCAGAGUGACCCCAAGAACCAGGGUGACAUCCUGGUGGCCACGAGUGAUCCCCAAGCCCAAAAUCAGAUCAGGGUCAAGUCCUCACUGCACCUCCUGGGAGACCCCAUGACUCCCAACUGCACGUUGGGAAUCUUUGAACCCCAGCGCCAGGAAAGUGGCAUCUACUACCUGCAGUUGAGCAAGAAUGAGAAGUUAGGACUCAAGACCCCACUACUGGCCCUGCACGUGACUGCAUUGACGCAGACCCCCUCCAUCCACAUGGACAAUCCCCUGCAAUCGGGGCGUCCCAACUAUCUGAGAUGUUCCCUGCCUGGGGCAUGCCUUGAAGGGUCACUCACCUUCUCCUGGCACGGGGAGGCCCUCAGGCCCUUGGGGCUGGUCCCCAACUCCUCCGAGAUCCAGCUGAGCCCCCAAGCGCAGGACCACGGCACCCCCCUCACGUGCCGGGUCACUGUGCGGGGAGCAAAUGUGAGCACUGAGAAGACAGUGUCGCUCAACGUAUCCUAUGCACCCGUGAACCUGAACCUCAGUAUUCUCCGAGGACAUUGUUCAGAAAAGAGCGAGUUGGACCACAACUCAACUGUGGAGGUGCGGGAAGGGGAAUCCCUGCGUCUGGUCUGUGAUGCCCGUGGCAACCCUCCCCCUAAACUGAGCUGGGUCUGGGGGGGCAGGCCAUGGCCCUCCACCCAGUGCUUGGGUGCUGGGAUCCUGGAGCUGUACCCGGUGGAGCGGCAUCAUGAGGGUGAAUUCACCUGCCAAGCCCAGCACCCCGGGGGCUUCCUGCAAGCCUCGCUGCACCUCUCCGUGGGGAAGUCCCCCCAGCUGCUGGGUCCCCACUGCUCCUGGGAGGCCCCGGCUCUUCGUUGUAGCUGCUCCACCCAGGGCCUGCCCGUUCCUGCCCUGCGCUGGUGGCUGGGGUCCGAGCUACUAUCUGGAAACUGCAGCAAUGCCUCCAUCCAGCUCAGCCUCAGUCCUGGGGAGCCCUGGGCCAACAGCUCCCUGAGCCUUCUUGGGGGAUUCGACGCUGGCCUCACGCUCAGCUGCGAGGCCUCAACCGUACACGGGGCCCAGAGAUCCUCGAUCCUGCUGCUGCCAGGGUGACUCGGGAUCGGUGGUGGAGUUGUUCUGGGGGCUGCCGGGGGAGCUGGUGUUGCUGGCCUGCUCAUUCUGUGUCCCUGUUUGCUGUUCUUCUUGAUGGUGCAGAAGCGGCGACAAGGGCAGCCAGUGGGGCCAUCACCUGCUUUGGACCUGGGCCAGCCCUUUGUGAGGGUGUGCAAGAAGAGGGCCCAUGUGAAGAGGGGAGCUGACCAGGGUGAUGCUCCUGCCCCUCUGGUUCCUGCCUCCCGGGACAUCCUGCUGCAGAGCCUCCAAGACUCCACACCCGCCGUGGGAGACUCCCCCGGCCCUGGACAGGAGCCGGAACUUUACUACGCGACGCUCAGCUUCCAGGGGCUCGAACCCCGCCCGGCCGGCAGACAGGAUGGUUCCAGCACCACCGAGUACUCGGAGAUCAAGACGCAGCAUGAGCACUUGGAGACGAGGACCAGGACCCAGGCGUGA
This is a messenger RNA of Suncus etruscus (white-toothed pygmy shrew), 1746 nucleotides long. Its product is annotated as sialic acid-binding Ig-like lectin 5. The transcript is spliced from 11 exons. Gene Ontology annotation, cellular component: plasma membrane. NCBI's taxonomy places the organism in Eukaryota, Metazoa, Chordata, Mammalia, Eulipotyphla, Soricidae. The record is from RefSeq and is a predicted model, not a curated record. Gene Ontology annotation, biological process: cell adhesion. Gene Ontology annotation, molecular function: sialic acid binding.